CUGGGGGGUGCCUGCCUCCUGGGCGUCGGGAUCUGGGUCAUGGUGGACCCGACUGGGUUUCGAGAGAUUGUGGCUGCUAACCCUCUCCUCUUCACGGGUGCCUACAUCCUGCUGGCCAUGGGGGCCCUGCUCUUCCUUCUCGGGUUCCUGGGCUGUUGUGGAGCCAUCCGGGAAAACAAGUGCUUGCUGCUCUUCUUUUUCCUGUUCAUUUUGUUAAUAUUCCUGGCAGAGCUCUCAGCAGCCAUCCUGGCCUUCAUCUUCAGAGAAAAUGUAAGUACUGUGCUGGGCCACUAAUGCCCAGGCGUCCGUCCACUCCCCCAGGGGCCAAGCAACUGCCCUCUGCCUCUUUCUUCCCCAGAGAUAUUGGCCGAACACCCAAGGCAUCAUGGAGGAAUGGACAGGAGACUUAGGAGACCUGGUUUUCAAUUUCUGCUUUGUCUUAUUAGCCGUGUGAUCUUUGGCAAGUUACCUAACCUGUCUGAAGCUCAAUCUCCUCCUCUGUAAGAUGGGAAUAAUAAAUCAGAUUCAGCUAAGUUUGUAAAGCACUCUGAGCCUUCCAGCUAUUCUUUGGGUUAAGUCCUCAGGCAGUGAUGGGGGGGUGAGAGAGAGAGAGA
Gracilinanus agilis (Agile Gracile Mouse Opossum) is the source of this 614-nucleotide messenger RNA. RefSeq names its product tetraspanin-18-like. The record is from RefSeq and is a predicted model, not a curated record. The annotation marks the transcript as partial. The transcript has 2 exons. Gene Ontology annotation, cellular component: membrane. NCBI's taxonomy places the organism in Eukaryota, Metazoa, Chordata, Mammalia, Didelphimorphia, Didelphidae.